Molecule: messenger RNA, 1621 nt
Organism: Coccinella septempunctata (seven-spotted ladybird)
Lineage: Eukaryota; Metazoa; Arthropoda; Insecta; Coleoptera; Coccinellidae
Exons: 2
Coding region: 31-669 (212 amino acids)
Source: RefSeq, a predicted model, not a curated record
GUGGUUGUUUAUGCGAAGUGCAUUAAAUGUAUGAAUAAAUUUCACCCUGCGUGCCUGACACUGUCCGCGAACAAGAAAUCUGCGGUUUGUGUACAUGUUGCAUCGGGAAAUAUGGACGAAAUUUCUUCAGAAAGUGAUACGAAUAUCGAGCUGGAAAUCCUGAGAGUGAGAAAUGAAUUUCUGGAAAAACUUCUGGCCGAGGUACAAAGUAAAAAUCUAAUUCUGAUUGAAAAUAAUGCACUGUUGAACGAAAAAAUUAAGGUUAUGGAAGAAAGAACGAAAGAUUGUGGGGAAGCAAAAAAAAAAGCUGAAACACUUGUAACAAAACAUGGAUCGCACACAAAAAAACUUCCUUCUGAUCGUGAUGAAAAAUCAACAACGUCGACAUAUAGUUCUGUGGUUGAGGGAGCUGUCAUAAAUAGAUCUGACCUAACCUACAAUUCCGAUGUGAAAGAAGGUGCGAAAAAUAAACAAAUUUCAUCUUCAGACUCACAAUCAAAUAAUUCUCAAACAACUGAAUGGACGGAAGUCAAAAAACGUAAAGGCAGGAAAUCUCAAGGACCAAGGGGGAUCAUUUGUGAUGGUGCUAGAUCAUAUGGGGCUGCCUUUGCCGGGGUUGCCCGCAAGAGGUGGAUUUAUGUUGGAAGGUUUAAAUACAAGGACCAUUGAAGUUAAGAAGUUGGAAACGAAGGGAAAUAAUUCCUCAUUUACAGUAGGUGUUGAAAAUGAAGAACAAUAUAGGGCAGUCAUGGAAAAGAGUUUUUGGCCCGAUGGAGUCUUAAUCAGAGACUUCAACUUUCGAAACUUUUUUCGGAAAAGAAUCAAUGGAACAAACACUAUUUAAUCCGACAACGAAUAAAGUCUUUUCAUCAAAAGGUAUUAAAAUAUUUCAUAUUAAUAUACAAUGCUUGAAUACAGCUUAUAAUGGACUUCUUAACUUCGUCAAUGAAAAUGAACCGGACUUCUUCGCAAUAACGGAACACUGGCAGAGCAGAGAACAACUUGAGAACUUCUGUAUCGCAGGCUAUAAGAUUGCGGCCAGUCACUGCAGAGAGGAAGGAAAACAUGGUGGAAUUGCGAUUUAUUCUAGAAUAGGAUAUAAGUGUAAGGAUAAGUUAGACAUUGCAAGGUUCACUGUUCUGGGUAUUAUUGAAUGUUGUGCGAUUGAAUGCUACAUAAAAGAUAACCUUAAACUGGUUCUUAUAUGUGUCUAUAGACCAAACACAGCACCUCUUGCUGAUCCUGACAUCUUUUUUGAAAAACUCCAUGAACUUUUGAUAUUGAUUAAUGCCGCUAAGAGUGAUAUACUUGUUCUCACUGGUGAUUUUAACUUUGAUUUUCUCAAGCUACAUAAUAAGAACACCAACAUCAUGUUGACAAUAACUGAAAGUUUUAAUUUGAAAAUGUUAGUUAAGGAACCGACUAGAGGAACUGCCUGUCUUGAUAAUGUUUUUGCUGAUGUUGAUGGCUGUAAUGUUGAGGUUGUCCAGCCACAUCUAUCUGAUCAUUCUGCACAGAUAGUGUCUUUUGAUAUAAAAGGCAGUUACCAUAGAAAUGCAAGUAAGAGGGUUAUCAGGAAGUUUAAUGAUGUAAAUUUGAAUGAUUUUGUUGAUGAGUUGUC